Molecule: messenger RNA, 2190 nt
Organism: Neocloeon triangulifer
Lineage: Eukaryota; Metazoa; Arthropoda; Insecta; Ephemeroptera; Baetidae
Exons: 12
Coding region: 137-2038 (633 amino acids)
Biological process (GO): proteolysis
Molecular function (GO): serine-type endopeptidase activity
Source: RefSeq, a predicted model, not a curated record
CACCACUAACCAUUUGAAAGGCAGAUCGAGUCAUAACAGAGUCUGGUCUGGAAAACGCAUAGCUCCUCCAGCACUAUAAAAUCAGUUGUCCGUCAUUCGCUGCAGAGCUUAUUAACAACAUGCAAAUGCAAAAGAUAUGCAAGGGCAAGCUUUAUUUUUGACCAUAGUAUGUGCCUCCGGGAUUUUCUUUGCUAACGGACACAAUGGACCCGAAGCCAACCGCGAAUUUUUCAUUGAAAAAAUUAAGCAAGAGAAGGAUAUCUACUCUCAAACGAAAACAGUGACUUAUGUUUGUCCAGCUAGGGCUAGAAAAAAAUUUCCAGCUCCAGAUUUCGGAGGAGAAGGAAACCUGAGUUUUGAUGGGUGUGGCAUUUGGACACCUGACCCAACAAAAGAAAAAAACAGACCGCCCUGGUUUAUAGCUACAAAGAGGAAAGAUGAUAGUCACUAUUGUUGGGGAUUAUUGAUUUCUGCUAGAACUGCUAUUUUAUAUUAUUGUGAUGAAUCAUCAAAUUAUUUUGAGAACCCGGAAAGUGUUGACGAAAUUCAGAUUUUCGGUGGCGAGUCCUGCAAUGACGACGAACAAGGAUGCCACUAUAAUAGGCUACUGCUGCGAGAUGCAAAGGCAGUCAGUGUGACACCUUUGCGUUCGCAUUCUUCAAAAGAAAAGUUUUGGUUGAUGGUCACAAGUAAAAUAAGAUUGCAGAACAAUGUCUUAGUGCCAAUUUGUAUUUACAACCGUGACAACUCUGACGACUUGAGCACCGAAAAUUUCUACUAUGGAUCUAGCACCAGGAUCCGUAACGUGAAAUUUCCAUCGCCGGAGGAUUGUUGUGUCAACAAUAAUGAUGAUGGCUUUGAUGAAAUAAUUCCAUAUUGGCGAGAACACUUUGAGGAACAAAUAUGCACUAAUUCGUGGUACCAACGAGUCUUAAUAAAUAGAAAACUUCUGAAUGGAGUAACUCGCCACUAUUUGAGAGGCCUACUGAGUUUUAGGAUGAGCGCCGGGCAUGAUCAGUUUGGGUCAUUUGCGGAUGUAAACGCCUGGUUGAACGAGGUCAUUUCAUUGGCGCCGGACUUGUCUGUGAUUCCACAAACUCCAGCACCGAAAUUACCAACGAAUUUUAGUUCCGGACUCAGCUUCCCAGACUGCGGAAAAGUGCAGAUCAGACAGAACAUUGCAAGAAGGCGCACUAGGACAACCGACGACCUGCGGCCCACAGGCCUUGUAUUUGGGGGCGUCACUGACCAAAAAGGAGCAACUCCAUGGCACGCUAGUUUGAGUGUCCAUGGCAAGAGUGGAAUCGUCAUUGACACAUGUGGUGGCACAUUAAUUUCUAAAACAGCUAUUUUGACCGCGGCUCAUUGUUUGUUUGAGGAAGUAAGCGGAAGGUAUGAAAAACUGAGACCAAGCCUGGUCGAGGUGACCCUCGGAAAAUAUGAUUCCUCCAAAUCCAAUGACUUGGAACCAUCCAGGCAGUCUUAUUUCCCAAAAGAGGUACUGGUUCAUUCUGCUUAUAACCAUUCAGCAAACAACUUCGAAAAUGACAUCGCCUUGCUAAUUUUUGAUACAAACAAUUUCUCGUUCAAUGACAUGGUACAGCCUGUGUGUUUGUGGAAUAAAGGUUCUGACAUUGAAAGCGUUACCAGCGAAUUUGCAGAGGUUGCUGGUUGGGGCUUGACUGCAGAAGGAACCCGCGCUACAAUUUUGCAAAAAGUGGACCUCAACAUUGUCUCACAUCGGACGUGCUUUUCGCAGCAUAAACUAUUUUACCGGAAAUAUCUAAAGCCGACGCUCAAUUUUUGUGCUGGGAGACUGCGCCAAGCAGCGACUUGCGUUGGCGACAGCGGCGGAGGUUUAAUGAUUUACAACCACGGUAGACAUUAUCUACGGGGAAUCACAAGUUCCGCUCCCUUGAAAGAAAAAGUCGUAAAUGGCAUGAGGAUGAAAGUUUGCAACUCGGAAUAUUAUUCUCUGUUCACCGACGUAACAAAUUAUUUGGACUGGAUUGUUAAAAGUGUCCCAGAUAUCAAUUAGAAGGAGAGCUCGGUGUUAAAUUAUAAUUUAAAAAAAAAAAUCAGACGGUGCUACAAUUUAGUUAACACUGGAAUUUUGAGCUAGAAAAAUUGAGAAAUUUUAAUUAAUGUAAUAAAGAACUUUAAUAUACUGAGAAUAAUUAUUAUUUUACA